Messenger RNA from Oryzias latipes (Japanese medaka), 1015 nucleotides. RefSeq names its product ATP synthase peripheral stalk-membrane subunit b (gene atp5pb). Gene Ontology annotation, biological process: proton motive force-driven ATP synthesis. The record is from RefSeq and is a predicted model, not a curated record. Gene Ontology annotation, molecular function: proton-transporting ATP synthase activity, rotational mechanism. Lineage: Eukaryota; Metazoa; Chordata; Actinopteri; Beloniformes; Adrianichthyidae.
UUCUCGAGAGAGACAUCCUUGCGGCUCUGCAGAAGGGCACGGAGAGGCCGAAACAAGAAACAAGGCGCCCGGCGAAGCAAUAAUUCGGCUUCUCAACCUUCAGUCAUGCUCUCCAGACUAAUUGUCGUUUCAGUCAACUCCCUUAAAGGUUGUGGACCCAUUGGAGCUGGUUUGGUCCAUGCCUCUCGCUCCCUCCACACAUCCCCUCAGAGUUUGGCUCCUUUGCCCCCCCUGCCAGAAAAGGGAGGCAAAGUUCGCCAUGGCAUCUUUCCAGAGGAGUUAUUCCAGCUUUUGUAUCCUAAAACUGGAGUCACUGGGCCAUACAUGCUUGGCACUGGCCUCAUCCUCUACAUGCUUUCCAAGGAAAUCUAUGUCAUCAACCAUGAAACCUUUGCAGCUGCCUCCAUAGGCACUGCCAUCAUUUAUGGGGUCAAGAAAUUUGGGCCCACCGUCGCCAAUUUAGCUGACAAAAUAAAUGAGGAAAAAGUGGCCAAGGCCCAGGAGGUGAAGGACGUGGCCAUAUCCAGCCUCACUCAGGCCAUUGACGAUGAGAAGAAGGAGCAGUGGAGAGUAGAGGGAAGAUCAAUGCUCUUUGAUGCUAAGAGAAACAAUGUGGCUAUGCUGUUGGAGACCAACUACAGGGAAAGACUACACAUGGUGACCAAUGAGGUGAAGAGGCGCCUUGACUACCAGAUUGCUCUGCAGAACCUCCACCACCGGUUAGAGCAGGAGCACAUGAUCAACUGGGUGGAGAAGAACGUCAUCAGCAGCAUCACUCCUCAGCAGGAGAAGGAGAGCAUCGCUAAAUGCAUCACGGACCUGAAGGUGUUGGCCAAGGCCACUCAGGCUAGAGCUGCAGCGUAACCUUGGUGUAUGUGGAGAAGACGACACAGAAGAAACGCCCCUUUUCUUUAUAGAAAAAAGGCCUCUUCAGCUGUUCUUUGUCAAUGUCAUGGGUGUGUACAGUGUUUGCCCAUCUUCACAUAAAAAAAAUAAAUGAUUCUAUUAUCCAACC